AUGGCUCUCCGACGCUAUUUUCUCAACCCUUUCAGCAGGCCGCGUAUAAGACCCUAUAUCCCAUUAUCCUCACGCCGUCUCUUCAGCGCGGAAGCCGUCUCACAUCCCGCCAACCGAGUCCAAGUGUACAUAUCACGGGCGACAGACCCUUAUCUCAACCUGUCCAUUGAGCACUUCUUACUGCAGAAGUCGCCUCCGGAGUCCGUCGUCUUAUUUCUCUACACAAACCGUCCCUGUAUUGUCGUCGGCCGCAAUCAGAAUCCAUGGGUCGAGGUUAAUCUGGGACUUCUUGGUCCGGGGAAGAGUAAUGUCGUUGACGAGAACGACGAUAGUGAAGGCCCAGUGCUUCUCGUGCGCCGGCGCUCCGGGGGUGGUACCGUCUUCCAUGACUCGGGCAAUGUGAACUAUAGCGUAAUCUGCCCGCCGGCCGCAUUUGAUCGGAACAAACAUGCCUUCAUGGUUGUGCAAGCGCUGCACUCUCUCGGUGUGUCCGGAUCCCGUGUCAAUGAGCGGCACGAUAUAGUGUUAGACGUUCCCGGGCAGACACAGACACAACCGCAAACGUUCAAGAUUUCGGGCUCGGCUUACAAGCUGACACGCCUACGCUCUCUUCACCAUGGCACGUGCCUCCUACAGUCGCCCAACCUACCGCUUGUAGGGCCGCUCCUACGUUCCCCCGCAGCCCCCUUUAUUAAAGCGCGAGGUGUUGAAAGCGUGCGUAGCCCAAUCCGCAACGUAGGGGUACAGGAUACGACCACUUUCGAGGAGGCCGUCGUCGCUGAGUUCGGCGCUAUGUACGGGAACGUUGAUCCCGAGAUUAUUUGGGUAUCGGACGCCGAGGAAGCUUUGAAUGACGUUCAAGCUAUCGCAAAAGGAUAUGCUGAGCUCAAGUCCCUAGAUUGGAUAUACACACAAACACCACAAUUUACCUUCUCCACGCACCCAACCGAAGAUGACCCUCGUCCCAGGCCAUCUUUACCAGACAACCUCCCCCCAGAUUUUCGCGCAGCAAUGACAGUACGCCACGGACAGAUCACCGAGGUCUCCGGACAAGACCUACCAGCGUCUCUUGAAUCGGCGUAUCUCCACCAAAUCACCGACUGGCAGACCAAAGUCGACAACGAGCAAGUUGGGAAGUGGCUCAACAACUUAUUCGGGGUUAUAGACAAAAACUAA
Daldinia childiae is the source of this 1176-nucleotide messenger RNA. Its product is annotated as putative lipoate-protein ligase A. Gene Ontology annotation, molecular function: lipoyltransferase activity. The record is from RefSeq and is a predicted model, not a curated record. Gene Ontology annotation, biological process: protein lipoylation. The coding region runs from base 1 to 1176 and encodes 391 amino acids. The transcript is spliced from 2 exons. Gene Ontology annotation, cellular component: mitochondrion; cytoplasm. NCBI's taxonomy places the organism in Eukaryota, Fungi, Ascomycota, Sordariomycetes, Xylariales, Hypoxylaceae.